AUGAGGUUGAUGCUGCUCUGCUGCUCCUGGAAGGACGAACGCAUGGGAGAGGAGGAAGCUGGAGGAGGCUUGCCCGUGUGUGCGGGAUGCAAACAGAGGAUCUAUGACGAGCAGUACCUCCAGGCGCUCAACUGUGACUGGCACACCGUCUGUUUCAGGUGUUGUGAGUGCAACGCCUCACUGUCCCACUGGUAUUAUGAAAAGGAUGGACGGCUGUUCUGCAAGAGGGACUACUGGGCCAAAUUUGGGGAGCUGUGCCACGGCUGCAAUGAUCCAAUCACCACCGGCCUCAUCAUGGUUGCAGGAGAACAAAAGUAUCACCCCGAAUGCUUCAGCUGCCUGAACUGCCGGGCGUUCAUUGGUGAUGGAGACACUGGCCACUGUUACUACCAGACCAUUGUGACCCCGGUAUCCCAGCCGGACUCGCCAUGCUCCCGGAUCCCACACACCGUCACCCUGGUGUCCAUCCCGGCCUCAGCAGAGGGAAGCAACGGAUACAAAGGGCGAGGCUUCUCCGUGGCUAUCGAUGAGCCGCUCAGCCCCACCAACGGCUACAGCACCGAGAAUGGACCCACUGUCAGAGUAUCCCAAGUGGAUGCUGACUGCAUCAGUCCAGAUGUGAAAAACUCCAUUCAUGUUGGAGACAGGAUCCUGGAAAUCAACGGGACGCCCAUUCAUAACGUCCCUCUGGAUGAGAUUGACCUGCUGAUCCAGGAGACGAGUCGGCUGCUACAGCUCACCAUUGAGCACGAUCCUCAUGCUCUGAAGCAGGACGGAGGCUCGUCAGAGGCUGAGAAACAGGUCGAUGGCCCCCUGUCACAGGAUCCCAGCCCCACCGUGCCCAUCACUCAACCCCCAAAUCCAGACAUCAGCAACCUGAGAUCCCGCAUCAUCACGAGGAGUUGCAGCAUUGAUAAGUCGCCAGGCUCCAGCAACGCAGCGUCGCCCAUCUCCCAGAGGAAAGAGAUCAAUCGAUCGGAGUCACUCAGGGUUGUCUCCAAUCCGACACACCGCAUCUUCCGUCCUUCUGACCUCAUCCACGGAGAGGUCCUCGGGAAGGGGUGCUUCGGACAGGCUAUCAAGGUGACCCACAAGGAGACAGGAGAGGUGAUGGUGAUGAAGGAGUUAAUUCGCUUUGAUGAUGAAACACAAAGGACAUUCCUGAAAGAAGUGAAGGUGAUGCGCUGCCUGGAUCACCCAAACGUGCUCAAAUUUAUUGGAGUUCUCUACAAAGACAAAAGACUCAACUUCAUCGCAGAGUACAUAAAGGGAGGAACCUUGAGGGAAACCAUCAAGAAAAUGGACAUUAACUACCCCUGGAACCUGCGGGUCAGCUUCGCUAAGGAUAUUGCUUCUGGGAUGGACAACACAGUGGUGGUUGCAGACUUUGGCCUGGCUCGGCUCAUGGUGGUUGACAAGCAUGAGGAGAAGCUGUCUCAGGGAAAACUGCCGGGUCUGAAGAGGCAUGACCGCAGGAAGAGGUACACUGUGGUGGGAAACCCUUACUGGAUGGCACCUGAGAUGAUCCACGGAAAGAGCUACGAUGAGAGAGUGGACAUCUUUUCCUUUGGUAUUAUGCUUUGUGAGAUCAUUGGCCGGGUGAACGCUGACCCAGACUACCUCCCCAGGGCCACAGACUUUGGUCUGAACAUUUCUGGUUUCCUGGAGCACUACUGUCCCUCUGAUUGCCCUCAAGCUUUUUUUCCUGUUGCUGCUGUGUCCUGCGACCUUGAUGCAGACAAACGACCUGCUUUCUCCAAACUGGAGGAGUGGCUGGAGAAUCUAAAGAUGCAUUUGGACAUUGGUCUGCCCCUGCUGUCUGAACUGGACCAGCUGCACACGGCUUUCUGGGAAAACCACAGAAUCACACACCCUGAGAACGGCUUGCACCCUCACCCCGAGCAGCCAGAAUAAGGCUGGAAGCGGGAAGCUGGACGAGCGAGAAGGUGGAGUUAAGCCCACUGGGGGGGGGCACCAAUCGCCUGACUCAGGUGGCGCCACCGAACAGGAGGAGCUGUCUAAAUCCCUCUACAGAUUUGAAGCAAAUUACGACGCGCAGAAAGGCCAACUCAGACUUAAGAAGUAGACUCAGGGGGAAAAUGUGGAUGUAAAAAGCCACUUGUGUGAGAUUCACACAUCUGAUUCUGCUGCACCUGAAGCUAAAGUGGAAAAAGUCAUAUGCAAUCAGACACAACUUUUAAAUCAUGUAGAUUUAGCAAAAGUAGUCCCACCAGUAAAGAAUAUUUACUGUGCUUACUGUAGUGUGUAGACUCACAUUGAAAAAAUACUUUAAAAAGAUUAGCAAAGCAAACUUUAAGCAGCCUCUCUUGGGGCCUCCAGAGAGUACAUUGUUCAGUCGGUGUUUGCAGGUGUUGCUGUGUGUUUGGUUUUGCUCUUGGUUUAAAACUCAGAUCUGAGCGUACGAAAAGAUAUGUUUUAUAUCAACUUGCUUAAGUGAAACAAAACCUGUCCAGCUUUAAGUAUCUCACUGAAGAGUGCAUGACUGUCAAUAAUGCUGUUGGGUAAAAUCCUGGCUCCCCGUGUCCCUCUGACCUCAUUCGGUUAAAAACCACUAAUCUGCACGACGCUGCCCGUCUCCCGUAUUUCCGCGUAGCACUGUCUUCACAUUAGGCACACAUCUUUAGCAUAAAUUUGAUACGUUUUCUCUCAGUUUUAAGAGCUGUUAGCGUAUCUUACUCUCUUUACCAUCCAAUCAUUCAGUGUACAUAGCCUGCAACGAUGUAAAUGUUUUAAAUAUUGUAAAUGUACAGACAUAUUUUAUAUACGUAUGCGGCAUUGCCAUAUUUUUUAUUGGCUCACCAGUUGGAAAGGAAAGUAAAGGUGUGACAGCAAUUUAAAAAGCACCAUGGCUAAACUUUCUUUUGAGUUGAGGUUACUUUUAGUUUUAACAUUUUAGUUGUGAAGAUCCGUGGCACCAUAAAUCAACCUAGAAGGUCAAACUGAAUUCAAUAAACAUCCAAUUCUCCAAGCAACUUCUUUCAAUUGGUCCUUAAAGUUUUCAUGUUGCCAGAUAUGUUAAAUACACUUCACAUCCAAGUGGUCACAUGCCCCUUUAAACUUAUUGAAACAAAAGCUAUAUUUUAUUAACAACUCUCCUUACAACCCUUUUCCGUCCAUAGUUCAUCUUCAACUAUGUCACAACAACAGAUCAACUAAACGAAACUAACAUAAAGGGGGUUACCAUUACCAUCCCUUAUGAGAGAACUAGAUUCCAUCCCCUU
This is a messenger RNA of Menidia menidia (Atlantic silverside), 3242 nucleotides long. Lineage: Eukaryota; Metazoa; Chordata; Actinopteri; Atheriniformes; Atherinopsidae. The record is from the annotation of a GenBank genome assembly.